Molecule: messenger RNA, 2156 nt
Organism: Vicia villosa (hairy vetch)
Lineage: Eukaryota; Viridiplantae; Streptophyta; Magnoliopsida; Fabales; Fabaceae
Product: protein GRAVITROPIC IN THE LIGHT 1-like
Exons: 3
Coding region: 389-1786 (465 amino acids)
Biological process (GO): negative gravitropism; response to red or far red light
Source: RefSeq, a predicted model, not a curated record
CAGCUAUCGCUUAGUGUGUUUUUCGUCAUUCUAAACAUUUUCUCUCUCCUCUCUUCUUCUCUUUCUCUCUCCUCUCCAGCUUUUAUUCUCUCUCUUUCAGUUGUGUUUGUGUGUGCCCUUUCUGUAUCAGCCAAAGGGUAAAACCAAAACCCCACACCACUGUUUUCUUCACAACACUGCAAAAUCUCUACUUUUCUAUACCUCACACCAUUGAACACCCUGCACUCUUACCCCAAGUAAUUGUUUUCUCCCAUUAAUCACUAUAGCAACUUCUUUCACUAUUCAGGAGGGUCACAUUUGGAGUUAAUUUUUCUGUUUGUUUACUUGAAGUUUACAUUUCCCCAUGACAUUUUGACACCUUCACUUUCACCUCCUCAUAUUUCUCAAGAUGGAAUCAGUGAAACCUUCUGCAGUAACAACACCAAGCAAGAAACUAGCUAGAAACUUUGCUAAAGUUCUUCAUCUUAGAGCCUUUCUGAAGAAUGUUACUAUAUCUGAAACAAAUCCAAAAGAUGAAACAACUGCAAUCAAUUGGUCUGAAUCAUUCAACAAAGUUGAUGAAGAUGAAGAGCUUCAAGAACAAAGGGUUGCAACAGAAGCACUUCUUGCUAAGGUUUUCGCUAGUGUUUCGACGGUUAAAGGUGCUUAUGCUGAGCUGCAGCAUUUUCAAUCACCCUUUGAUCCUGAUGGAAUUGAAGCUUCUGAUAAACUACUAGUUUCCGAGUUGAAGCAUUUGUCUGAGAUUAAGCAGUGUUACUUGAAGAAACAGUUUGAUCCUUUGCCGGAGAAAGCGAUACUCGAAGCUGAAUCGAAGGAGACAAAAGGUGUGAUAAAAACCUAUGAGAUUACGGCAAAGAAGUUGGAGUCACAGGUUAGGCUCAAGGAUUCUGAGAUUAUGUUUCUUAAAGAGAAGUUAGUGGAAGCUAAUAGUCAUAACAAGUUAAUCGAGAAGAGAUUGAAUCAAAGUGGAUCGUUAUCGGUAUCUUCAUCUUCGCUAGAUAAUAAUGUUCACAUAUCAGGGUUAAGUCCUAGCCAUUUUGCUAGCAUUCUUCGUCACACGGUUAAAUCGAUUAGAAACUUUGUGAGGUUAGUUGUUGAUGAAAUGAGAUCUGCAAAAUGGGAUAUCGAUGCUGCUGUCGAUGCUAUUGAACACAAUGUUGUCUACUUGGUAGAAGAUCACAAGUGUUUUGCGAUCGAAUCCUUUGUUUGCAAAGCAAUGUUCGACGCGUUUCACUUCCCAAAUUUCAAUCUUCCCAACGAGUCCCUUCCGGACGACAGAACCAAUCAACAAAACUGGUUCUUGCAGAACUUCAACGAGCUGAAAUCAACAAAAGUUAAAGACUUUCUCGCCGCGAAACCACGAUCCUCAUUCGCCAAAUUCUGCAUGAACAAGUAUCUGAGACUCGUCCAUCCGAAAAUGGAGUCAUCCUUUUUCGGAAACAUGAAUCACAGAAACUUUAUAAGCAACGGAGAGUUUCCAAAAAGUGAAUUUUUCGCAUCGUUCGCUGAAAUGGCGAAAAGGGUUUAUCUAUUACAUUGUUUAGCAUACUCUUUCAAAGAUCAAGCUGAGAUUUUUCAAGUUUCAAAAGGGUGUAGAUUUUCUGAUGUAUACAUGGAAAGUGUGAACGAUGAAAUCUUCAUGUGUUCUUCAAAUUCAGACAAGACAACAACAAUAGUUGAACCAGAAGAAGAACCAGUUGUUAGUUUCACUGUUGUUCCUGGUUUUAGAAUUGGUAAAACAGUUUUACAGUGCCAAGUUUACCUCAUGCAGAAGAAAAAUUCAUAGUUUCAAUAAAAAGACAUGUAAUAGGCCCUACAACAAAGGUGAAGGACAUGGCAUGGCAUGAAAAACGAGGGCAAUUUUGUCCUUUUGUGUUUUGUUUAUUUUAGAAAAAUGAAAAGAAAAGGAAAGCUAGUGGACCAUAGCAUUGGGAACAACCUUUUUCUUUUAGAAUCUUUUUUUGUUUUUUUGUUUUAAUUUUAUCAAGAUUUUAUAUAUUUAUGAAAAACAUCCCCCCAAAAAUUUGUUGAUAUCAGGGCGGUGACAGGGGUGGUCUAGCUGUUAUGCAUCUGUAGAAGACAUUGCAUGAUAUAAUAUGUAUAUAAUAAUAUUAUGAUAUAUAGGUAGGAAUUUUAUAAUGCUUUUUUGCUUUUUA